This is a messenger RNA of Akanthomyces lecanii RCEF 1005, 2082 nucleotides long. NCBI's taxonomy places the organism in Eukaryota, Fungi, Ascomycota, Sordariomycetes, Hypocreales, Cordycipitaceae. The record is from the annotation of a GenBank genome assembly.
AUGGCAUACGCCGCCAUCAGAUAUGGCAUCCUUCACCCGAACCAGGCUGGUGCGCUGCCGAAACGGUCCGCCGUAGAUAUCGUGGUUUCCCUCAUCUACGAUAUCGAGAAAGCACUAGCAGCUGGUCAGGUGGCCACUCUAGUCACGGAAGACGUCAUGGGCGCUUUCGACGCCAUCCUUCGCAAUCGCAUGAUCCUUUGCCUUCGACAACAGGGAUGGCCGGAUUUCUUGAUCCGGUGGAUAGCCAGUUUCCUGCUAGACAGAACAGCCAGCGUGCGCUUCCAGGACACGACCACACCAAGCGCGAAGCUGCGAUGCGGCCUGCCUCAAGGCUCCCCCAUCUCCCCAAUACUCUAUAUCUUGAUCACAGCGGCAAUCUAUUUCCUCUCGGGCGCAGCCCAGAGAUACGGAUACGCGGACGACACGGCGAUGCUCUUUAUCGGAGACUCGCUGGAAGACACUGCGAGACAAGCAAACGAAGCAAUCGCGGCGAUGGAAUCUUGGGGAAGAGGCGAGGCAAUCCACUUUGACCCAGAAAAAACGGAAGUCAUGCAUUUUUCUAGGCGCAAGGCUGAUCACGACCUGUCUCCCAUCAUUCACCACGGCGACAAAGAAAUACGGGCAGCGCCAUCUAUGCGGUGGCUCGGCAUCUGGCUAGACAAGAAACUCACCUUUAACCACCAUAUCGAUGAGUGGACACAGAAGGCUCGCAGGAAGGCUCGCAGGGUGAUUAACCACCUCCGAGCUAUGAACAAUACCGUGCGAGGCAUGGCGGCGACAGCGGCCCGUCGAGCCGCAUGGUCUGUGGCUAUGCCUAUUCUAUUCCACGGGUUAGACGCCUGGCUGCCCGGCUUGGAUACAGGUAGUUCACGCUUCAAAAGGAACCACAUCUCGAAAACAAACCUAGGCAAGAUACAACGCGUACUCAACCUCGCGUGCAAGAUGAUUCUGCCAAUGUGGAAGACAACACCUCUAGAAUUUCUCUGGAAAGAAGCAGGGAUCCCGCCCGCGAGCGUCCUUCUUCGACAUUUCCAGGAACGCAUAGCAGUUCGCUAUGCCACACUAGACAAAGCACACCCAAUCAGCAAACGGCUGCGACAGUCACAAAGAGAAGUCGAGCUGAAUGAGAAACCACUCAUCGCAGAACGAAUGGCGCUGCGGCACUCGAGGCUCCUAAGGACUUCAUCCCGCACUCCUAAAAUCGAGCGACCAAGACUCAUCCCACAGAGGUUCUCUGAUAAUAUACAAGUAGAAGGGCCCGGUGAGAGGCUCACCAAAGAAAAGUCUGUACCGGAAUUCGAGCAGUGGCUCGCCGGUCGACCAGCGGGCUAUGUAGUCUUCAGCGACGGCUCCAAAACAGACGCGGAUACGGCGGGAUACGGCUUCGCCGUAUUUUACCGUGGACAACUUCUGGAUUGGGGCUCCGGACAGCUAGGACGACGAGAAGUAUUUGACGCUGAGAUACACGGCGCACUUGCAGGACUGAAAGCGGCCAUGCAACAGAACAGCCGCCUCGAGCCGAUUACAGUCUGCAUGGACAACACGUCCGUGAUUGACUGCAUCGGAGCGACGGCGGCAGAUUCUUCGCAAGCAUGCUUCCGAGAAUUCCAAAAGAUUGGUGACAGGCACCCGUACCUGAUCUCAGUCAAAUGGUCGCCUGGCCACACUGGCAUUUUCGGCAACGAGCUGGCCGACCAACUUGCGAAGCAUGGCGCUACGCUCCCCACAGACGAACACUUGCCAUCUGUCUCGUAUAGGAAAAGACAGAUGAAGAAGCAGAUAGCAGUCGAUCACCGAGCCUGGUGGGCAACGGUUGAGAGAACGGAGUACCUGAGGCUUGGACUUAGUGCCGAGCUGAAGAAACUCCCGGAACUCAGCCUUCCCCGCCGCCUGCUCGGCUAUCUUCUGACUGCGCGAUCACAACACGGCGACUUUACAAAAAUCACGAGAGAUUCCACCCAGGACAGGCGACACUGGAGUGCCCUUGCGGGCGCCAGAAGUCACCUACCCAUAUUUUCUACUGCAGGAAGAUUCCUGGCCAUCUCCGGCUUCGGCUUGGCCCCGACCCAGGAACGGCAAUAG